AUGAAAGUCCAUUCUUUAUCUCUGCUUUUUACACUGCUGGGUUCGGCUAUUGCCGUGUCUAGCAGCUCUAAUGCUGGACUUCUCUCCAACAACAAUGUCUCUCUUGGUGAUUGGCAAGCCGCAUAUGAAAAGGCUACCAAAUUCGUCUCCAAGCUCAACACAACUGAGAAGCUCAAGCUCAUCACUGGAAGUGACGUGACAACUACUGAUGGUCAAUCGUUCACUGCAUUGGAGUUUUUGGAUGGCUCCAUGGGUCUGCAAGACUACUACUAUGUCUCCGCGUUCAGUCAGUCCUCCGCGCUGGCUAUGACUUGGGACAAAAAUGCUAUGUAUGCGCAGUCUCAAGCUGUUGCGACUGAAGCCUAUCUCAAGGGAAUUCAAGUAAUCAAUGGACCUACUUCUCAGCCUUUGGGACGUACUCCCUGGGGUGGUCGUCUGGUUGAGACAUAUGGAUCCGACCCGUACCUGAAUGGCAUUGCCACGGGACUGAGCGUGGAGGCAUACACUAACGUCGGUGUCAUUGCUGGUGCCAAGCACUUCAUUCUGAAUGAACAAGAGACCAACCGAACCGGAGGCAUGGGCGGGGGAAUGGGCGGCGGUAUGGGUGGUGGAGGUAUGGGUGGCCCUGGAGGCAGCUCAAAUUCAUCUACUUCGAGCUCUGCUUCAGCUCCCUCUUCGUCGGGCUCCUCACUCGCUGCUCGCGCCAUGGGCGGAAGCUCGUCCUCUUCUAGUGCGCCGUACUCCUCAAACGUGGACUCCAAGACCCUCCACGAAACCUACCUCUGGAGCUUCUACGAUGCCGUGCACUCAGGUCUCGGUGGUAUGAUGUGUGCUAUGACCAAGGUCAACAACACUCUUUCGUGUGAAUCUUCUGCUGUUCUUUUGGACAUCCUUAAGGAAGAACUCGGAUUCCCUGGACUGGUGUUCCCCGACACAAACGGUCAGCAGCAUGCCCUUGCCUCUGCGAUCAACGGUUUGGACUACGGCUCUUCCAGCCUAUGGAGCACUUCCACCAUGGAAGGCUACUUAAAGAACAAGAACUUCACUGAGGCCCGCUUGAACGAUAUGGCCAUCCGCAACCUGAUGGGAUACUACCAUGUUAACCUUGAUAAUGGCACUCAGCCUUCCACCGAGUCACAGGAUGCUUACGUUGAUGUCCGUGGCAACCAUGCCAAGCUGAUCCGCUCCCACGGCUCGAAGUCUAUGGUUCUUCUGAAGAACAAGAACAACACAUUGCCGCUGAACAAGCCUCACAAGAUGGCCAUUUUCGGAUCGCACGCCCGCGCCGCUAUCGCUGGCCCCAACAUGGCAUUCAGUGUCCAGGGCUCUGGACCCACCUACGACGGUCACCUUGCUACCGAUUCUGGAUCUGGACAAGGAUCUCUGCCUUACCUGAUUACUCCAGAGACUGCCCUAACUAUCAAAGCAAGCCAAGACGGAACCAUGCUCCGCUGGGUUGCCAAUGAUACCUACUCCUCUUCCAGCGGUUCCACGCUGGUCAUGCAAGGAUCCGACAGCACCUCGGUAACUCCCUCCAUCAGCAACUACGCCGAGAACAUGGAUGUCUGCCUUGUUUUCAUUAACGCUCUCGCCGGAGAGGGUGCUGAUCGCACUGAACUGUACAAUACCGAUCAGGACGCUCUUGUAACCGAGGUCGCAGAAAACUGCGACAAUACCGUAGUCGUGAUCAACUCUGCGGGCGUCCGACUUGUUGACAACUGGAUCGAGAACGAAAAUGUCACAGCCGUGCUUUACGGCAGUCUUCUGGGCCAAGAAUCUGGCAACUCCAUCGUUGAUGUUCUCUACGGUGAUGUCAACCCUAGCGGCCGAUUGAUCCACACCAUCGCGAAGAACGAGUCGGACUACAAUGUCGACAUCUGCUACACGCAGCAGUGCAACUUCACCGAGGGUAACUUCAUUGACUACCGCUACUUCGACGCUUACAACGUGACUCCCCGUUAUGAGUUCGGCUACGGUCUUUCUUACACCAACUUCUCGUAUUCGAACCUUCAGGUCGACGGUCCCAAGGUACUUUCUGCCUUCCCCAGUGGAAAGCGUGCUGUUGGUGGCUAUGAGGAUCUUUGGGAUAUUGUCGCCAGUGUCAGCGUGAACAUUCACAAUACUGGCUCUGUUGAUGGCGCGGAGGUGCCCCAGCUGUACAUCUCCUACCCCAAGGCUGCUCACCAGCCUGUGCGCCAGCUGCGUGGAUUUGAGAAUGUUGAGAUCAAACAAGGCGAGAAAUCGGAGGUGAAGUUCAACUUGCGUCGCAGAGAUAUUUCUUACUGGGAUGUCAAGGCGCAAAACUGGGCUGUUGCCCCCGGCUCGUAUCAUGUUUAUGUCGGCGCUUCUUCCAGGGAUCUGAGGAAGCGUGGCAGCUUCAAUGUUCAUUUGAAGUGA
Penicillium soppii is the source of this 2397-nucleotide messenger RNA. RefSeq names its product glycoside hydrolase family 3 protein. Gene Ontology annotation, molecular function: beta-glucosidase activity. The record is from RefSeq and is a predicted model, not a curated record. The coding region runs from base 1 to 2397 and encodes 798 amino acids. Gene Ontology annotation, biological process: glucan catabolic process. NCBI's taxonomy places the organism in Eukaryota, Fungi, Ascomycota, Eurotiomycetes, Eurotiales, Aspergillaceae. The transcript has 3 exons.